Molecule: messenger RNA, 1017 nt
Organism: Humulus lupulus (European hop)
Lineage: Eukaryota; Viridiplantae; Streptophyta; Magnoliopsida; Rosales; Cannabaceae
Product: amino-acid permease BAT1 homolog
Exons: 6
Coding region: 1-1017 (338 amino acids)
Biological process (GO): transmembrane transport; gamma-aminobutyric acid transport
Cellular component (GO): membrane
Molecular function (GO): L-alanine transmembrane transporter activity; gamma-aminobutyric acid transmembrane transporter activity; L-lysine transmembrane transporter activity
Source: RefSeq, a predicted model, not a curated record
AUGCUUGUAGAUAAUCAUAAUGCUCUUACUGUGGGUAGCUUAUGGUCUCCUGUAAUUGUUUGGGCAAUCACAUUAAGUGUAGAUUUUUCACUUGCACAGCUUAUUCAAGUGAUCAUUCUCAUUAGCACUGGUGGAAAAACUGGUGGUGGAUAUGAGGCCUCAAAGUACUCAGUCAUUGCUUUCCAUGGUGGAAUUUUGCUUCUUCAUGCUAUCACAAACAAUCUUCCCAUAUCUUGGUUAUCUUUCUUUGGACAGUUGGUUCUUACAUGGAAUAUUGUUGGAGUGUUUGUUCUUAUUAUCCUCAUUCCUUCUAUUGCCACUGAGAGAGCUAGUGUCAAAUAUGUCUUCACUCACUUCAACACUGAUAAUGGGCAAGGAAUCGGUGACUCGGUUUACAUUUUCAUUCUGGGGCUUUUGAUGAGUCAAUAUUCACUAACUGGUUAUGAUGCAUCUGCUCACAUGACAGAAGAAACCAAGAAUGCUAAUAAGAAUGGACCAAGAGGAAUAAUUAGUGCUGUUCGGAUUUCUAUCAUUGUUGGACUGUGUUACAUACUUGACAUCACUUUUGCUGUAACCAAUAUCACAUCCCUUUUGGAUGAAAAUAAUGAUUCUGGUGGUUAUGCCAUUGCUGAAAUAUUUUACCAAGCAUUUAAGAGUAGAUAUGGUAGUGGUGUUGGGGGUAUUGUUUGCUUGGGAGUGGUUAUUAUAAUUCUUUUAGAGGCGGUCCUAGUUAAGAAUGAUGGCGAAGAGAUGGAGGAACGUCACGAGACGAUACCUGACAUGGAAGGGGAAAUGAAUUUCAUAAUGUCGACAAGAGGAAGAAGAGUAAAAGGUAGCAGAGGAAGGGGAAGAGGCCGAGAAAGAGAUGCCUCUACUAACCCUAAUGCUGAAGAAAUAUCUAACCUAAGAAUGCCAUUAGCCCAACCAGCAGCCCCAGCUGCACCAGCUGUGGAUUUCGCUACAAAGAUAGCAAGAUUGGGGGAACAAUUAAGGCAGAGGGACGAAGAGUUGGCUUAA